Messenger RNA from Neofelis nebulosa (Clouded leopard), 6717 nucleotides. It is a transcript of the gene CDC27, whose product is annotated as cell division cycle 27. The record is from RefSeq and is a predicted model, not a curated record. Bases 107 to 2584 code for a protein of 825 amino acids. The transcript is spliced from 19 exons. Gene Ontology annotation, molecular function: protein binding. Gene Ontology annotation, biological process: cell division. NCBI's taxonomy places the organism in Eukaryota, Metazoa, Chordata, Mammalia, Carnivora, Felidae.
CCCCGGUAACGGUCGCUGGUGAGUUUAAAUGAGCCGGGGCUGGCCGGGCCGGAGCCGCUACGGGGGGGGCCUGAGGCACUGCAGAAAGUGGGCCUGAGCCUCAAGGAUGACGGUGCUGCAGGAACCCGUCCAGGCUGCUAUAUGGCAAGCACUAAACCACUAUGCUUACCGAGAUGCAGUUUUUCUUGCAGAACGACUGUAUGCAGAAGUACACUCAGAGGAAGCCUUGUUUUUAUUGGCAACCUGUUAUUACCGCUCAGGAAAGGCAUAUAAAGCAUAUAGACUCUUGAAAGGACACAGUUGUACUACACCGCAGUGUAAAUACCUGCUUGCAAAAUGUUGUGUUGAUCUCAGCAAGCUUGCAGAAGGGGAACAGAUCUUAUCUGGUGGAGUGUUUAAUAAGCAGAAAAGCCAUGAUGAUAUUGUUACUGAGUUUGGUGAUUCAGCUUGCUUUACUCUUUCAUUGUUGGGACAUGUAUAUUGCAAGACAGAUCGGCUUGCCAAAGGAUCAGAAUGUUACCAAAAGAGCCUUAGUUUAAAUCCUUUCCUCUGGUCCCCCUUUGAAUCAUUAUGUGAAAUAGGUGAAAAGCCAGAUCCUGACCAAACAUUUAAAUUAACAUCUUUACAGAACUUUAGCAACUGUCUGCCCAGCUCUUGCACAACACUAGUAUCUAAUCAUAGUUUAUCUCAUAGACAACCCGAGACCGUUCUUACAGAAACACCCCAGGACACAAUUGAAUUAAACAGACUGAAUUUAGAAUCUUCCAAUUCAAAGUACUCCUUGAAUACAGAUUCCUCAGUGUCUUAUAUUGAUUCAGCUGUAAUUUCACCAGAUACUGUCCCUCUUGGAACAGGAACUUCCAUAUUAUCUAAACAGGUUCAAAAUAAACCAAAAACUGGUCGAAGCUUAUUAGGAGGACCAGCUGCUCUUAGCCCAUUAACCCCAAGUUUUGGGAUUUUGCCAUUAGAAACCCCAAGUCCUGGAGAUGGAUCCUAUUUACAAAACUACACUAAUACAUCUUCUGUAAUUGACGUGCCAUCUACUGGAGCCCCUUCAAAAAAGUCUGUUGCCAGAAUCGGCCAAACUGGAACAAAGUCUGUCUUCUCACAGAGCGGAAAUAGUCGAGAGGUAACUCCAAUUCUUGUUGCACAAACACAAAGUUCUGGCCCACAAACAAGUACAACACCUCAGGUAUUGAGCCCCACUAUCACAUCUCCCCCAAACGCACUGCCUCGAAGAAGUUCACGACUCUUUACUAGUGACAGCUCUACAACCAAGGAGAAUAGCAAAAAGUUAAAAAUGAAGUUUCCACCUAAAAUCCCAAACAGAAAAACUAAAAGUAAAACUAACAAAGGAGGAAUAACUCAACCUAACUUAAAUGAUAGCCUGGAAAUUACAAAAUUGGACUCGUCCAUCAUUUCAGAAGGGAAAAUCUCCACAAUCACACCUCAGAUCCAGGCAUUUAAUCUGCAGAAAGCAGCAGCAGAAGGUUUGAUGAGCCUUCUUCGUGAAAUGGGGAAAGGUUAUUUAGCUCUGUGCUCGUACAACUGCAGAGAAGCUAUAUAUAUCUUGAGCCACCUACCUUCUCACCACUACAAUACUGGUUGGGUACUGUGCCAAAUUGGAAGGGCCUAUUUUGAACUUUCAGAGUACAUGCAGGCUGAAAGAAUAUUCUCCGAGGUUAGAAGGAUUGAGAAUUACAGAGUCGAAGGCAUGGAGAUCUACUCUACAACACUUUGGCAUCUUCAGAAAGAUGUUGCUCUUUCAGUUCUUUCAAAAGACUUAACAGACAUGGAUAAAAAUUCACCAGAGGCCUGGUGUGCUGCAGGGAACUGUUUCAGUUUGCAACGGGAACAUGAUAUUGCAAUUAAAUUCUUCCAGAGAGCUAUCCAGGUUGAUCCAAAUUAUGCUUAUGCCUAUACUCUACUAGGGCAUGAGUUUGUGUUAACUGAAGAAUUAGACAAAGCAUUAGCUUGUUUUCGAAAUGCUAUCAGAGUCAAUCCGAGACAUUACAAUGCAUGGUAUGGCUUAGGAAUGAUUUAUUACAAGCAAGAAAAAUUCAGCCUUGCAGAAAUGCAUUUCCAGAAAGCACUUGAUAUCAACCCUCAAAGUUCAGUUUUACUUUGCCACAUUGGAGUAGUUCAGCAUGCACUGAAAAAAUCUGAGAAGGCUUUGGAUACCCUAAACAAAGCCAUUGUUAUUGAUCCCAAGAACCCUCUAUGCAAAUUUCACAGAGCCUCAGUUUUAUUUGCAAAUGAAAAAUAUAAGUCUGCUUUACAAGAACUUGAAGAAUUGAAACAAAUUGUUCCCAAAGAAUCCCUCGUUUACUUCUUAAUAGGAAAGGUUUACAAGAAGUUAGGUCAAACGCACCUCGCCCUGAUGAAUUUCUCUUGGGCUAUGGAUUUAGAUCCUAAAGGAGCCAAUAACCAGAUUAAAGAGGCAAUUGACAAGCGCUACCUUCCAGAUGAUGAGGAGCCAAUAACCCAAGAAGAGCAAAUCAUGGGAACAGAUGAAUCCCAGGAGAGCAGCAUGACAGACGCAGACGACACACAACUUCAUGCAGCUGAAAGUGAUGAGUUUUAACUUCCGGAAACCAGACUUUUGCAACUGGAUGUGUGAUUAGUGCUGACAUGUUUCUUGUCCCUCCAUAUACUGAGUCUUCACUCUUGAGCCGGCAGUGUCAUCAUCCAUCACUUAGACAAUGAGUGUGCCACUUUCAUUGGACCCUGACUGUACACAGAAUGAAAGGCAGUGCAAUAUUUAGCUGCUAACAAGACUGGCUCUUUCACCAGUACGAAUGACAAUUUAGGGGGGUAAGAUGGGGAACUUUCUUUUCUUUUCUUUUCUUUUUUUUUCUUUAAUCUCCCUUUGUUGAAAGCUAUCAUGGAAGGAAGAGUUAAUGUUUUAUCUUGAAGGAACCGUUAGGUAUGGAAAAUAGUGAUGAACCAGAAUUUUUUGGUCGUUUUCCAAAAAUUUGUUUUCAUUUGGUUCUGUUCCUGAUUAACAGAGUGACUGACCUUCAUUUCUAGGUUCUUCAAGAAUGGUGUUAGCAAGUGCCAGAUGGAACAAUAAAAGACAUUGCCUAUAACAGAGUAACUUGAUUGCCAAGGAAUGUAAAUUACCUUAAACUUGCAGUGUCUCCCAUAAACAAAUGUAAUGGGCAUAUUGGGACUCAUGUGUAGGAAUCAAAUAUCCCUCCAUACAGCGUACACUUAUUCUUGGCAAGAAUGCUUUAAUGUCUAACCAAGAAUUUUAAUUUAUUCAUCUUGCUUCAAAGUGUUGAUCAUUGUCUUGGUAUUGCAGACUUUCAAGUUGUUCCCUUACCAUUUUGCCUCUUCUCUUUGAGCUCUGUGGGAUCACCUUAAACAUUCAGAGAUGAUAGAGUGUUUGCCCACUGAAAAGCCAAAACAAGGCCCUUAAUAACCAUUUAUGUUCACCAUAAGAAUCAAAAUGAGAACACUAAAGUGGAGAGACUUAAAAGAGAUCAUGAUAGCAAAGCCUUAAUACAAUCAAAAUUGUACCAUGACCUUGAAUCUAUAUUUGUUCAAGAAAGUAUCCCUUUGACUUUUCUAAGUGUUUAAGCAGGGUGCAAGAAUGUGUAGUUACCUUUGGUUGAGGUCAUUUCCAUUCUUUUCAGCUCUCUGCUUCAAAUUAUUUUCAGUAGUGUGAGUCACCAAAACGUUUACCAAGAGUGAUUGGGUUUAGGGUAUUAGAAAUUUUUAGCUGGGGGGAAAAAAAAAACAACCAUUCUUAUGAAGGAGAUGAGUUCUCUCCUGAGUGUGUCGUAAUAUAGAUUGGUGUCUUUGGGGAAUGGCCACAAUUUUAAAGAUCUAAUUAUGCAUAAUAAAAUGGGAAUUGUUGGAAUUUCACAGUAACAGAUUUAAAGUCUUAAAUUGUGUAUCUCCUUUAUUGUAAUGUAUUGAAAUUUUUAGAGAAACUUUAGUUGUUAACAUUUUUUUUUAAGUGCCAAUGUCAGAAUAUAACAAAUUAUAGUUUCUUACGAAUGACAGGCCUACGGUUAUUAUUUUGGAUUCUUUGAUGAAGGACAAAUUUAUCUACUGGUUACCUGUAUGUGUUAGUCAAGUUGUGAAAAUAAGGUGGACUACAGAAGAUGUGAAGAAAAUUUUAGCCUGUAGACUCAGUUACUUUCUAUCAUUUACUAUUAAUCUCACUUGAAUGUGGAUUAGAUACCAUUAUAAAUUAAUUCAAGUCCGAGUCUUAGAUUAGGUAAUUGGUGCCAGAGAGGUAUUUAACAAAAUUUCCUACCUAAAUCUAUGUAAUAUGUGCUGCUUAAAAAAAUAAUUUAUAAGAAAAAAGAAAGUUUGGGAGUAAAUGAAGAUCAUUAAAAAUUCCCAAAGGCUAGCACUUGGAUUCUAACAAAUAUUCCAUUUUAUUCAUUAGUUCUGUAAUAUUUAAUUUUAUACUCUUUUAUUUUUUUUAAUUGGCAAAUCAUAAGCCAGCGCUAUAACAGUAUCAAAUAGAGAAUUUCAUAGAAAGCUUCAACCUGAGCUCUGUUACAAAGCCUAGAGAACGCUAAGCUCAGAACAUAAUUUGCUGAUGUAUAGUUAUCUUUUCUAUAGUAGGAAUUUAUGUCCUGUGCCAGAGGUGAGAGCCUUUCUGGUACUUAUUUUGAGACCAAGCAUAAAAAGAUAGUUGUGGAGGGUACACCAUGGCAGUGGCUGGCUGAGGGACACUCAGCCUAAGCUUAGCCUGAUUUCAUUUUCCUCACACCUACUUUCAAAAUAUUUAGGUAUUUGAAGCCUUAUUCCCACCUAGUAACUGUUUUUGGCUUGCUUGCUUUUUUUUUUUUUUUUUUUUUUUUUUGGCUUUUUUUUCCCCCUUUUUUUGCCUGGAAUGAAGAUCAAACAAUCAGAAAAAGACAUACGUUUUGAUCAAGCAAAAUGUUUGAAAUUUCAGAAGUUACUUUGAAGGAAAUUUAAAAUACAAGAACUUUAACAUCCUUUUUUAACUCUUUAAGCUUUUCACACACAUACAUAUAUGUGUACACACACACACUCUUGUUCAGAAGUUAUGUUGUGGCAUUGGAUAUUUUUCCCCCUUGGAAAUAGUUCUUAACUCUGGGAUUUUAGAAGGUUGGAAAUAUUUUUUCAAGCGAACAAUGGUACUCAAAAUAAUGAAAGGUGGUCCCUACUUUUUCUGUAUUUCAUUAUUUUAAAAUUCUUGUUUUUUCCAAGAACUGCAAGUUACAUUUGAACCAUGCUGCUGUUGUACCUUAAACAAAAACUCAGUGAUAACCAGUAUUUAGUCUAUUAAAAAUGCUCUUUUUGAAGAAAAAAGUUUGAAAGUCUCUGAUUAGCCAGAGUAUAGUAUGGGUCUUCACUGAGAAAUAUGGUGACCUGUUUUCUUUGUGAAAACCUGGGAAAAUGCAAGUGUGGGUGUGAUGUGUGUGUUCUAUUUGCAUUGAAACAAUGUAAUUAUGUCUUUUUUUUUUUUUUCUUUUCCUGACUUAUUUCAGAAGUUGUACAGUCCUGGGGGGUGGGGGGGGGCGGGGAGGGGGAGGGGAAAGCCUUUUCUGUUAAUAUAUUUGCAAUUCAUUAAAGGAUACAGAAAAUCCAAAUAAAUUACUUUUGAAAGCAAUUUAUAAUCAAGUGGUUGAAGAUAUACAACAGCUGUGCCAUCUGUAUUUUUAUAGUAAGGCUCAGCAAAAUAGUAAAAAGUUAAGUUUUACAUUCCACAAAAGUCUAGGGCAGUGUUUCUCUAAUUUUUUUUUUUUUUAACUUACACCCUCUUCAAAUACAUACAUACACUUUUUUUUUUUUUUAACUCACAUCCUUUUUUAGUAUUUGGAAUUUCAAAAUUAAUAUUGUGACCAAAAUGUGGUAAUUUUUAGAGUAUAUAUUUUUUUCAAACAACAGAAGCCCUUUGCCAGCAGCUGCUACUUUGCAACUCACCUCCUUGUUCUUUAAUCAUAUAUAUGACUUCCAAAAUUUAUUUAAAAGGGAUACAAAGCUUUUUUGUUCCAUUCAGGAUCUGUUUUAAAAAUCACGAAAAAAAAUCCUAAGAGAAGUAGAACAUAGAAACUAAAUUUUACUCUGGUCUGAUUAUCUUGGAUACAGUGUAGAGAGCUGAAUGGUUUUGUUCAGACGGCAAGAAGGAGUAGUAACAGAAAACACGUGAAGUGGGAUUGGUCGGAUCAGGGGGAGCAAGACCAUAGUCUUCCCUAGGACCUGCUAUUUACUGUCAGCUGGACAGGGAUAACUAGAAGUGUAGACAGGAAGCAGUCGUUGGCUUGUUUAGCUGCUAAUUAAUGGUUCGGUAUAGGUUUUAUUUUUCUUUCUAAGCGCAAAGUUCGCUAAAUAGCCACAUUUAACGAGAGCUUGCCAUAUAUACUGUGUUACUUGAUCUGUACACAGUAUUUUCAGUCUUCAAUCCUGUAAAGUAGGUAUCCCUCCAUUUUACAAAAGAGAAAACCAGGUCAGCUAUUAGAUGAUGGGGCUGGACACUUUGGCAUUAGUGUAUGGAUUUCCUCUGAGAAUUUCAAAUCAUGUCUAAUUUUGACUGUUAGGUGUCCUCUCUAGCAUUUUUAAAUUGUCUACUAAAGAGUAUCCUAACAGUUUGGGUUUUACAGAGGAAAUUUUAGUAUUUAGAUGCUAAAAAUAUCAUGUGUGUAGUCCGUGGAUGGCGCGUUGAUCUGUAUCCUCCCUCUCUGUUUUUCCUCUCACACUGAAAUUAAAAGCGUGUUCUCUCUCCUUGAA